AUGGGCCAUCAUCUCUUCCUCUUCCUCCUCUCGCUGGCUCUUCUCAUGAUCACUAUCACGAGCGCCGCAGGCCAUGCUCAAGCUGCUGCCGUCACCCAGCAGCAGGAGACAGGUGUGGGGAGCAUGAUGAGGAGCAUGGUUGGGUCUCGGCCGCCGAGCUGCGCGGGGAGGUGCUGGUGGUGCGAGGGCCGCCACUGCGAGGCCGUGCAGGUGCCCAUCACUCCGCAGGACCUGCAGGAGAAGAGAGGCCAUGGCCAUGGGAGCUCAGGAGGAGCGUCGUCACAUUCUUCUUCACUGCAGCCUUCCUCGUACGACGACCACUCCAACUACAAGCCGCUCAGCUGGAGAUGCAAGUGCGGGGGUGUGUUGUGA
Molecule: messenger RNA, 372 nt
Organism: Phragmites australis (common reed)
Lineage: Eukaryota; Viridiplantae; Streptophyta; Magnoliopsida; Poales; Poaceae
Product: EPIDERMAL PATTERNING FACTOR-like protein 2
Exons: 2
Coding region: 1-372 (123 amino acids)
Biological process (GO): stomatal complex development; guard cell differentiation
Source: RefSeq, a predicted model, not a curated record